Messenger RNA from Closterium sp. Yama58-4, 3117 nucleotides. Lineage: Eukaryota; Viridiplantae; Streptophyta; Zygnematophyceae; Desmidiales; Closteriaceae. The record is from the annotation of a GenBank genome assembly.
AUGCCUCCACCCUCGCGGCGACGCGGUGCAAGGGAUGGAGGAGACGACCCGUCCUCCCCGCGUGCUGACGGCGGUGCGGCGGGCAAGCGCGCACAGGCGCACAGUGCGGCGCACCACCCGCACCGAGGGAAGUCUGCGCCGGCAAACCUGGCGUGGAACGCGGCGGUUCUUGCGCUGGUGCUGGCUGCGGGAUGCGCGGCGGCGGUGAUCGUCGUGCUGACGUGGGGCGACGCGCUCUUCGGCUCCUCCGAGAAGCAGCGCCACCUCACGCCGCUCAACGCGCCGCGCGUGGCGGAUCUCCCCAUGUUCAAGGGCGGGUAUGCGGAGGAGAUGCUGUGGGGAACGUACCGCCCCCAACUCUACCUCGGCAUUCGCCCUCGCCUGCCCCAGUCGGUGGUGGCGGGCAUGAUGUGGUGGGCGCCGAGGCAGGACGACUUUGUGAUCCGGCACACGUGUGAGCAGCACGACCCCGUGCUGCUCUCCUACUCCUGGCACCGCCACGACGGCCGCCGCUACGCCCGCCAGGAGGUGAAGGACGGCCCAUUCGACCUGGGCAUGGGGUUCCUCAAGUCCUUCAACGGCAGCACGGGGUACGGGGGUGACUGGGCCGUGCGUGUGGCCGUGGACCUCAACCGUCAGAGGGUGGGCGGCGCAGUCAACGCCCAGUCAAUGCCCUUCACGUUCUUCUUCUACGUGGCGGACGAGGCGGGCGCCCCGCUGCUGGCGCUGCCCUCGCCCGUCGAGGUGGCCCGCCUCGUGCUGCACCCCGCCACUGCUGCCGCUGGGGGGGGCGCAGGAGAGGGCGCGAGUGGCAGUGCGGGGCGAGCGGGGGCGGAGAGUGACGAGGAGUGGGUGCGAGGGGGUUUUGAUGACGAGGAGGACGAUGAGGAGGACGAGGAUGAGGAGGAGGACGAGGAGGGGGUGGGGGUGGGGAGGAGAAGGUUGAGGAGUGUGGAGGGCAGUGGCAUGAGAAGGGGUGGGGCGGGACGAAGGGUUGAGAGAGGGGGAAGGAAGGGGAGGAGGCUGAUGGGUGAGGGGGCUGGGGAGGAGCAGACGGAGGGGAGUGGGGGGCAGCGGGCAGCAGUGGUGGCGGGGGGGGUGUCGGAUGUGUUUGGGCGGUGGGAGCUGCAUGCCGUCACACAGGUAUGCCACCUGUGCGCGCCGGGCAGCGUGUGUGUUGCACUCACGCUUCACACUGCUGUUUCUCAAUCCAAACCUCUUCCCUCCACCCCCACGCCCUUCUCCCUCGCCCGCAAGCAGCAGGCGGAGGGGCCGGGGGCAACGUUUGAGGCGGUCCACACACGGCACAUGCACAACCUGUCAGACACUGUCAAGGCCGCCCUCAUCCGCCACUACCAAGCCACGCAGCAGCCAACACUGGGCAACAAGGCACAGCGGGGCGCCAAUGUGGCAAUCAUCCAGCUGACAGUGUGGCUGCCAGCAGUGGUGGACUUUGUCUUCCUCUCUGGCCUCCCUGCUGCCUCCUCUGCGCAAUCGCCCUCACAAGAAGCCGCCAGACGCCUCAACCUGCUCUCAGGCCCAUCCUUGGCGCGGCGCUUGGGGGAGGCAGACGCGGCAGUGGAGCGCCGCAUGGAAGCUUCCUUUCCAGUGGCCCCCGAGCUGGCAGAGAGGAUCCCCGGGGUGGGCGACGCGGUGAAGGCAGCGCUGAGCAACCUCAUCGGCGGGAUGGGGUACUUCCAUGGCCGCUCCCGCAUCGCCAUUCCCCCCCACCUCAAGGACGCCAGCGACCCAGCGGGCUACUGGCAGAACUGGGCGGCGGCACUGUUCACGGCCACGCCCAGCCGCCCCAUGUUCCCGCGGGGCUUCCUCUGGGACGAGGGCUUCCAUCAGCUCGUGCUCAGGCGGUGGGACGAGCGCAUGGCGAUGGACGCGGUGGGGCACUGGCUGGAUCUGCUCAACGCGGAUGGCUGGAUCCCCCGCGAGCAGAUCCUGGGGGAUGAGGCACGCAGCAAGGUACCGGAGGAGUUCAUACAGCAGCAUGUGACCAACGGCAACCCGCCCACGCUCUUCCUGCCUCUCACUGAGAUUGCUGAUCUGGCAGCUCGCAGUGCUGCCACGUGUCAGCAGCUGCCGAACGGGUCGUUUGUGCUGAAGGAGGGGGUGGGAGAGGGAAUGGGGGCAGGAGGCGGGGAGGCGGAGGGUUGUGAGCGGCUGUCGUUCCUGCGAGCGUGCCUGCCGCGCCUCAAGGCAUGGUUCCGCUGGUUCAACUCCUCCCAGGCCGGGAAGCUGCCUGGAAGCUACUACUGGCGAGGGCGGGAUGCCAGCACAGUGCGCGAGCUCAACCCCAAGACGUUGCAGUCGGGGCUGGACGACUACCCGCGCGCCUCGCACCCGUCGGAGGACGAGCGCCACGUGGACCUGCGCUGCUGGCUCGCCACCGCUGCUGCUGCCAUCGCCAAGAUCGGCAGCGUGGUCGGGGAGGACGUGCAGGAGUACGAGGCCACGGCCCAGCACCUCACGGACUUCACGCGCCUCAAUGAGCUGCACUGGGAUGGCAGGAGGCAGCGCUACGCUGAUUAUGGCAACCACACCGACAAGGUGCGGUUGGAGGCGGUGGAGAUGGUGGACCCCGUCACGCACAGCGUGCGGCGAGAGCAGCGCCGCGUGGUCAAGGGCACUCCCACACUGCGAUUCGUGCCACACUUCGGAUACGUCUCGCUCUUCCCGCUGCUGCUGCACUUGAUUCCACCUCAUGCGAGCGAGUUGGGGCAGCAGCUGGAGGCGCUGCGCGAGGAGAAGCUUCUCUGGACGCCCUUCGGCCUGCGCUCUCUCGCCACCACCAGCGCGCUGUACAUGCGGCGCAACACGGAGCACGACCCACCGUACUGGCGGGGGCCCGUGUGGAUCAACGUCAACUACCUCGCACUCUCCGCCCUGCGCUUCUACUCCACUCAGGCAGGCCCACACAGGGGCAGGGCAGCAGAGCUGUAUGGGGAGCUGCGCUUCAACCUUGUCAGGAACAUAGUGGCACGGUACCAAGAGAGUGGGUAUUUCUGGGAGCAGUACGACAACACAGCGGAUGGCAAAGGGAAGGGAGCACAUCCAUUCACCGGAUGGACUGCCCUGCUCGUCCUCAUUGCAUCCGAUGCUUUAUGA